Molecule: messenger RNA, 636 nt
Organism: Aspergillus bombycis
Lineage: Eukaryota; Fungi; Ascomycota; Eurotiomycetes; Eurotiales; Aspergillaceae
Product: EMI1 family protein
Exons: 1
Coding region: 1-636 (211 amino acids)
Source: RefSeq, a predicted model, not a curated record
AUGGGCUGGUGGUGGAGUUCGUCUUCUUCUCCUUCCAAAAACAAACCACAAAUUAUCUCUUCAUCCGAUAGUACGCAACCAGCGCCAGAGAACUCCGGGGCACCUCUAUCGCAACCGCGGACAUUAACUCGCGAAGAACGAGCAGAUGCGGAAUUGAGGCAAUUGCUAGCCAGCCUGGAGGGAGACAUUAAUAAAGGAUCUGAGGCAUCACAAGAGUCACCGUCCUCCGCAGGAUCACCAGAGCCCACGUCAUCACCCCCGUCUUCCAUAGCACCCGAAUCUCUCUACCCCGAUACAAUGUCCUGUCGUUCUGCAUUCGACUACGCAUUUUUCUGUCAAUCAUUCGGCGGGCAGUUCGUCAAUGUUUACCGAUAUGGCGAGUUGCGGUCGUGCAGUGAACAUUGGGAUAAUUUCUGGCUGUGCAUGAAGGCCAGGACGUGGUCGGAUGGUGCUCGUAAGAAGGCAGUCAGAGACCACUAUCGCAAGAAGGCCAUCAAGUAUAAGACAGGGCCCAGUAGUGAGGAUGUCUGGGAUCUCCGGACAGAGCCAGUUCGGAAUGCCUUUGAAGGGGAUUUCGCUGCCCUUGAGAAGGAGAUGCAAGCGGAGGAAGAAGCACAGGGAGCUGGUGCCGCUUAG